Messenger RNA from Cucurbita maxima (winter squash), 2005 nucleotides. Its product is annotated as protein GRAVITROPIC IN THE LIGHT 1-like. Gene Ontology annotation, biological process: negative gravitropism; response to red or far red light. Bases 394 to 1791 code for a protein of 465 amino acids. The record is from RefSeq and is a predicted model, not a curated record. NCBI's taxonomy places the organism in Eukaryota, Viridiplantae, Streptophyta, Magnoliopsida, Cucurbitales, Cucurbitaceae. The transcript has a single exon.
UGCGAGCGAUGUAAUGUAAAAAAAAAAAACUUACAUUCUUGACACUGCGCUCUGUGCUGCUAUAUAAUGGCAAUGGCCAUUGCUUUGGCUUCCUUUUCUUUUUCUUUGAUUCCCACCUGCGCUUUGAAUCUCUGCUUUUUUCGACCCAGACCUCCAUUUCCGGCCUUAAUCUAAGAUAUAGUCAAAGUUUCCUCCGCUUUGCUUUUUGCUGAGAAAACUCUGCUCCUUUAAUCACUUUUCCCCGCUUAACCCUUUCUCUACUUCCCCUGUUUUCCUUCGCCAAUCACCAAAUCUUCCAUUUCUGUUCUCCAUUGGAGCCUCCCUCUUUUGAGCUCAAUAUAACUCUGUUUUCUGAGUGUUCGCGCGUGCGUGUGUUUUUCUCCUUUCUUUUUUAUGGCAACGAUCAAACCCAAUUCAUCCGUGAAGAGCAAAACGAGAUUCGCUAGGACUUUUCAGAAGGUAAUCAAUCUCAGGAACGCAACUCGGAUCGCGUCAAGUAAUGGAAUCUGUGUUCUGGUUUCACAUAACAAGUUUAAAGAUGAGUCGAGUAUCCAUGGAGGAAAAUCCCAAAUCUUUGACAGAGGUGAAGAAGACGUCAAAGCUCGGAACAAGGCAGUCAUGGAAGCUCUGGCUGCAAAGCUUUUUGCUAGCGUUACUUCAAUCAAAGCUGCUUACGCCGAGCUUCAAAUGGCACAGAGUCCUUACAACAGCAACGCAAUUCAAGCUGCAGACCAGGCGGUGGUAGACGAAUUGAAGGUCAUUUCAGAGUUGAAACGGAGCUUCUUAAAGAAAGAAUUAGAUCUCUCACCGCAAGUGACAUUAAUGCUCUCGGAGAUUCAGGAACAGCAAAGUUUGAUGAAAACCUACGAGAUUACCAUUAAGAAACUGCAAGCUGAGUCGGAGCAGAAGGAUAUCGGUAUUGUCGCGUUAAAGAAAAAGCUCGACGAAUCAAUUUCGUUCAACAAGUCGUUGGAAAAGAAGCUAAAUGCUAGUGGUUCUUUAUCCAUGUUCGAUAAUCUUCAGUUUUCUCUACUCAAUCCAACCCAUUUUGCUCAAUUCCUCCAUUACACCCUAAGAUCCAUCAGAAAUUUCGUGAAAUUGAUGAUCCGCGAAAUGGAAUCAGCAAGCUGGGACCUCAACGCGGCCGUUCAAUGUAUCGUCGACCCUGACACCAAAUUCCCGGAGCCAACUCAUCGGAGCUUCGCUUUUGAAUCGUUCGUCUGUAAAACAAUGUUCGAGGGUUUUACAACUGACCCAAAUUUCAUAUUCCAAAACGAUUCGUUUCCCCUCGACAAGCAGCAAAACCGCCAAAUGUUUGAAAAAUUCAAGAAGCUCAAACCAGUAAACCCUAAAAUCUUCAUUUCUCAAAACCUUAACUCCUCAUUCGCUAAAUUCACCCGCUCCAAGUACCUCCAACUCGUCCAUGCGAAAAUGGAGUGCUCUCUGUUUGGAAAUCUGAACCAGAGGAAAAUCAUGAACUCCGGCGGCGUCCCCGACACGACGUUCUUCGCCGCCUUCGCCGAGAUGUCGAAGCGCGUUUGGCUUCUACGGUGUUUAGCAUUUUCACUGCACAACGACGUUACGAUCUUCCAAGUGAGGAAGAACAGCAGAUUCUCAGAAGUUUACAUGCAAUGCGUUACCGAAGAGACACUGUUUUCUCCGGCGGAUAUGAACGAUUCAGCCGUAGGAACCGGGUCGGAGCCUCGAGUUCGGUUCACCGUUGUUCCGGGUUUCAAAAUUGGAGAGACGGUGGUACAGAGUCGAGUUUAUUUAUCGCCGCCGAGUCGCUAAAUUCCUGGCACGUCGGGACUCCGGAAUGAAGGAAUUCAGUGUUCGGAAAAAUCUCAGGCGUUAGAUGCUAAGCUUCGAUGACCGUUAGAUCAGAAUUGAUGGAAGAGAUUAAUCGGCGUACUGUAAAAACUAUUUUCAAUUUUUCCAAUUAAUUGUAUAAAUAUCUGUAUUAUAGUCACACUUAUGCUAUAAUUUAUAUAUGAGUUAUUAUUCA